This is a messenger RNA of Branchiostoma belcheri (Belcher's lancelet), 4407 nucleotides long. Its product is annotated as sushi, nidogen and EGF-like domain-containing protein 1. The transcript is spliced from 9 exons. Gene Ontology annotation, biological process: cell-matrix adhesion. The coding region runs from base 225 to 1505 and encodes 426 amino acids. The record is from RefSeq and is a predicted model, not a curated record. NCBI's taxonomy places the organism in Eukaryota, Metazoa, Chordata, Leptocardii, Amphioxiformes, Branchiostomatidae.
CCCCAGUUUCUCAGUUCCCGCGUUGACUCGUACAUAGUACGGGUGUGGCGCUUUUUACUCCGGACUUUUUCGGUUCUUCGAGGCGGUUUUCUGACCAGUUCAACCAACAACGAACACCUAUCUCGGGUCUUCCCUAGGCUCCAAUCACAGUCAACCUCAUCGUGAACAGCGAGUCGAUAAGACGCGACAAGGGACGACAAGUCGACACGACAAGACGCGACAAGAUGUGGCGACUUGUUCUGACCGCGUUUCUGCUGGGUUCUCUGGCGGCGACUUCGGCUCAGAUAAGCCCAGUGAGCAAUGCUGCCUUCUACCCGUACGGACCCGGUACUGGAGACAUUCUGGACCCGACCGCUGACGACAGCACAUCGGGAGCUCAGGCCCUCAGCACCGCUUUCCCGUUCUUUGGAAGUUCCUUCAAUGCACUUUACGUCAAUACCAACGGUGACAUCUCCUUUGGAAGCGCGGUAACAAGUUACACACCCACUCCGUUUCCAGUGACUGGCAACAGGGUCAUCGCCGUUUUCUUCACCGACAUCAAGACAAGCUACUCACCCCGGGGUGGAUACAUUUACCAUCGAGAAACAACUGACGCUGGUGUACUGGCCAGGGCAACCAGCGACAUCCAGACAGCCUUCCCCACCGACCAUGGAAGCUUCGUGGCGACCUGGGUCUACAUCGCGACCUGGCACGAAGUUGGGCUGUAUGGCGCAAGCGAAAACGGUUAUAAUCUUAGAAACACGUUUCAACUGGUGCUGAUCACGGAUGGCUGCAAGUCCUUCACCCUGUUUAACUACGACCGGAUCGAAUUCUUACAAGGGAGAACCAACGACGGAGAUGGAACUACCGGUACUGGACCGAACCCUGCACAGGUUGGGAUCAACGGAGGAAAUGGGAUCCACUACUCCCUUCACCCGUACUCCAGGACCACUAAUCUGUACAACCUGCCCGGAUGGGUUGAUCCGGGUCCGGAGACACCGGGACCUGCCGGGCGUUGGUACCAGAGGACUGACCUGGCUCUGGUCGGAGACGGCCCAGAAUUAGCCUGCCCCUCCUCGGAGUGGCGUUUGCGUGGAGACACCUGCCUCAAGCUGUACCACAAGCCCCAGGAUUAUCCCACUGCAAAAUCGACAUGUGAGGGAAUGGGGGCGACAAUCUGGAACAUCCGCAGCCAGGAGGACAACGAGUUUCUGGCCGGAAAACUCUCUAAGUACCUCCGCCGUACUUACACUGGACGCGGUGUGUGGAUUGGCCUGACGGACGAAGGAACCGAAGGCACGUUUGUGUGGGACGACGGCACCCCGUAUGACUCAAGUGGCUACUCCAACUGGGCUUCGGGCGCUAUGGCCUAUAACGACGGGACCCGGAACUGUGUCCACAUGAAAAAGGCUUUCGGUUGGCAGUGGGUCAUCCAGGAGUGCGUGCUCGGAAAUGAGAGGAAUGCUUUCUUCUGCGCAAAGCCCGGAGAGGAACCGGAGGAACCCGAAUGUACCCCUGGCUCUUAAACAUCUCAGAAUUUGUCAACAGCCUUGUAGGUUAUGAAACAAGUUUGAACUGCAAUUUCCAACACAAGAAAGUAAACUUACCGAAAGUUUUGACUGUACAAGUUCAGUGUUUGUCAAGGAAUGGGCAAUCCACCGCUUCCGUGACGUCACGCAGAUAACACAAGUGACUCCGUGAGCAGUGGAUCGUAGGUUGUACAAAGGUCAGUUGGGUGAGUCCAACUUCUUGUGUUGGAAAUUGCAGUUCAAACUUGUUUCAUAAUGACUUCUACCAACGCAAUCUAAGUAAAUCGGGACUUAAUUUUCCUUAAACAUGGCUGAAGGAGUUAGACAGAAAUUUGGUUAAGUCCCAGUUUACUGACGCGUUAGAAAACAACUUGACAAGUCUGAUGACAAAACCAUUGCUGACAACUAUUCCGUUUCAAAGUAUCGGUGUAAAACAUAGCCUUGUGAGCAGAAUGCUAAAAUGAGUUAAGUUUUUAGAUGGGGAGUCCAAUGUUUUGCCUCCUGUGCAGGCCUUCUACACUCGCUGGGUGGGUUUAUUUGGUGGUUAUAGCAACUGAUAAGGUAUUUAAUAGCAUAUACACCUCGGGUAGGUCCUUUUACUGAUGACUCUUCAUCCCUUGCAAGAAAUAAGGUCGAGACUUUUCCUUUCCAUCUGGGUCUGUCCUCGGCCACCUUCUUUACUGGUCGCCAGGACAGUCCCAUAGACGCCAGGUCAUCUGACACAGUUCUUCUCCAGGUGGUUUUGGGUCUGUCUUUAUUCCUUAUCACAUCAGCUCUGUUUUAGGUACCCUUACGUCACCCAAUCUUUUUCAAAAACUCAUGGCCAAGCCAUUCAGUCUUCUGGGUGGGUCAACUAUAUGCUUAAAUAUACCCUUAUAUAAUUAUAUACCUUUAAAAAUAUUACUCUUAAAUAUGUGCUUAACCUCUAAUACUAACUAUUUUAACAGUAAUAUGGGAUGAGAGAUAAGUUUUUAGAUUCACUAAGUCAAACACAGUACUGGCAGCCUAUUUACCACAUCUACUUGAUUUUUAUGGGCACAAUAGCAAACGUUCAAUCAAAGUAUAAUAAUUGCUCACGACCUUUUUUCCUAAAAUUUGCUGUUGUCCUUUUUUUCUACAAAUUACAAACCCCCUCAUUUAUUUUUUCAAGUUCAACCUGCUUUUCAACAUGAACUCCGUGAAAUUACUUUAGUAUAAGUAUUAAGGUGGGCACAAGUUUUUGUGGUUGUGUUAUUAAUUUAAAAAACUUUCUGUUUUUAAGGUGUGUUGGUGUAUUAUAGUCAAAUCAAGUCAAAGUUUAUUGCACCAUAGUUACAUCGGGUAGAGUGUAUUGGAAACAACAAUUUGUCAGGGUUUGGUGGACAUGAUAUCAAUACCAUAGAAAAACAUUCUGUUUUUAAGGUGUGAUGGUGGAUUAUAGUAAAAUCAUGUCUAUUCAUGCUAGUGUACUAAUUAAGUAAUUAACGUCAUUAUUCAAUACAUUAUAUAAUGGAAUAAUAUAUAAUGGAAUAAUCGUACGUUUCACAAAAUAGUAAGCAACAGAACAUUAAUUCACCUAACAUGGUAUGUGUUAUGUUAAAACAUUUAGAUGUUAAAUGGCAGAUGUGGGUUCAAAGCUGUCACCUAUUCAAUAUCUUGGUUCUCUGAUUUGUUUCAUUUCGCUUUCGUCCAAGAUUGGCAACAAACAACGCAAAUUACAAUCAUUUAACUGUCCAGUAUUCAUGCCAUCAGUUACCGUGUUGGAAAUUUUGGAAAACAUCCUAUCUAAACCACCCAGCAAAGCAUUUUAUGAUUAACAGAUUAACAAAAUGUACAUUUUGUCAAAAAUGUAAUUAAUUGAAGUUCAGGAGAGAAGACUUGGUUUCUCAAAAUUGUUAAAAUGUCAAUGUGGAAUCGAAUACUAUUGUUUGCAUUUGACCCUUAAGUGUUUUAUGUUCCCCACUAAAUAAAAAACAAGAAAUUCAGUUAAUGUUACCUAAUUAUAAAGAACCAACCCAGAACGAAGGCAUAACUAUAAAAAAAAAAAACUUCAACAUUGUUUAGGUCUGCAUCUGCUGUUUGAUAUGUCAUAAUAGCGACAGCCUUACCGUAUAACAAUUAUAUAUAAUUAUGAUAUAUAGGAACGUAUACGAACGUAUUAAACCUUAAUCUAUUUACCUUAAUUAAUAACAAUAUCACAUACUGGUUCCGAUGGAAUUUUUCUCCCAAUUCAAAAUUAAAAAAAAAAUGUUUCAAAUUGUCCCGAAAAUAUCUGUACUUUUUCAACUUUUAAAAAUUGUCAUUCUGUAAAGUUGGCCCUGCGGAGGAAAAAGAGUAUAAAUUUAUUGUAAAUUUUGGCAAAAAAAUGAAUAAUAUGUGUUCACGUGUUAAGUCAUCUCUUAUCCUUUGUAUCAAUCCAGCAUGUGAUAUUGUUCUCUUUUUUAAAGUAAAUUCCUAUAAUUCUAUCCUCUUGAUUAUGUCACUCCCCAAACAAAGAAACAAACAAACAAACAACACAAUUAGAUCUCAGAGCAAUUGUACACUUCUAGGUCUGUCAGCAGAAAAACACAAAUGCAUUUAGGUAUCAGUAUUCUGGAUAAAGCUAUCACCAGUACAAGAUACAGGAAACGGUAUUAACAAACAUUACAACUGAUGCAAUUUGUAUACACGGAUUGGGCAAAGAUGUCUUAAUUAAGAAUUAAAAAAAAGAAGAAGAAGAAAUGAUGCAACGAAAAGAGGAAUAUGAUCGAGAAGGAAACACCAAAACCUUGCAGUGGACUUAGAGAAAAGCUUGCUCUAACAGACAUCUUUGAUUCUUUAAGUGUGACAUAUCAUCUUAUUUUUCUUAUAGCAAAGUAGUUACCUCUAUUGUCAUUUCAUUUCUUUGUUUCAGCCUUUGACAAUAGAUGUUAUAAAAAAA